Messenger RNA from Callorhinchus milii (elephant shark), 2344 nucleotides. It is a transcript of the gene fbxo22, whose product is annotated as F-box protein 22. NCBI's taxonomy places the organism in Eukaryota, Metazoa, Chordata, Chondrichthyes, Chimaeriformes, Callorhinchidae. The record is from RefSeq and is a predicted model, not a curated record. The transcript is spliced from 7 exons. Gene Ontology annotation, molecular function: protein binding. Gene Ontology annotation, biological process: positive regulation of proteasomal ubiquitin-dependent protein catabolic process; protein polyubiquitination; regulation of skeletal muscle fiber development. Bases 153 to 1358 code for a protein of 401 amino acids.
ACUCUGUGUGUGUGUGUGUGUGUAGGAGGGAAGGAAGGAAGGAAGGGGGACGAUUGUUGGGCGGACGCUGCGCGAGGCCUCGGCGGGAGAGACAGAGACAAGACGCACGGACACAGACCGACCGAGCGAGAGGGGGAGAGAGAGAGGGGGGAAUGGACGGGGCUCAGAGCAAGAGCUUGGACGGCGCCAGCUCGGUGCUGAGCAGCGUGGCCGAGGUGGUGGAGAGGAUCAUGCUGUUCCUGCCGACGAAGUCCUUGCUUGGGAGCGCCAGAGUAUGCAGGCUAUGGAGAGAUUGUGCUCGUAGGGUGAUCCGGAUGCAUCAAAAGCUGUCUUGGAUUUCUGCGAAAGGCCUGUCUGAUCUAGACGAUGAUGAUGGUGAUCAUUUUUUGGUGAAGAAAAUGAUUACUGAUCUUGAAGACGUGUAUGUUCUACCACAGACAGUGCUGUACAUGACUGGCACAGACACCUUCAGUUCUCGCAGAAGGAGGAAAGAGAGGAAGAAUGAUGUACCAAAGAGAAAUAGAGAUGCUGAAGUGGCAGCAGAAGUGGAGCGCUUACUGCCCAUCGAUUGCAAGGCUGUGGGGUUCAGCGCACCUGGGAUUGUCUACACUCCUAUGGGAUGUGGCAGAGAGCGACCCCGGGAGGAGGAAGAUGGAACAGCAGGAUUUGCUCUUCUCUUGCCCAAAAUCGAAGGAGUAACAAUCAAGUUCUUCCACUUUUCAAACAAAAAUUUGAAAGAUAAAGCUUUUGAUCAAGAAAAGCUCCGAGAUGCAGGCCUUCAAGAUAACCCUGAUCUGCGUGCAGUUCUCCUGUUUGGUUACAACACAAUGAAAGAAGCAGCAACCAACUUUCUGCAGCGACUAACACAACAAUUCAGCGUAAAGAGCACAGUUGUAGCUGGAGGCCACAUCGACAGAGUAUUCUCGCCUCGUAGUGAAAGGAUUGACGUCCAUCACUCCUAUGGUUUUGUCGGGCUGGCGUUCAGUGGAAGACCAAUUCAGGCAGCAUCAGUUCUGCUAGGAGAGGACGUUGAUACGCCAGAAAGCGUGGAAGCAGCGAUGCAGCGCCUCAAAGCAGCCAACAUACCAGAGAGCAACACGGUUGGCUUCAUGUUUACCUGCAUUGGUCGGGGUCAGGAUUACUACUCCAACAAGGAGAAUGUGGAAGCCGACGCCUUCCGGAAGCAGUUUCCAACCAUUCCUUUAUUUGGGUUUUUCGGUAACGGUGAAAUUGGAUGUGACCGCAUUGUUACAGAAAACUUUUCUCUGCGGGAAUGCUCUAAUUCCAAAGAUUGCAAUGAACUUUUUCAUGAUUAUACUACAGUAAUGGCACUUAUCCACCUGGGACCAGUUAAAUAAGAGACCCAAUGAGGCAAUCAGUGUGCAACUUAAUUUAGCCAAUGCCUCAUAUAGAUUUACACCUAAGCUGGUGUUUCUAUCUUUCAUCUGUUCGAGAACCUUUGAACCAAGUGUAUUGAACUGUUUUAACACAAAGCCCAAGGAUGUUUUAUGAGAUAGGCCAGCAAAGUUAGAUUUUAAAUAUAAAUAGGAAACUUUAAUUAAAUAAUCAAUCACCUGUUUGUAGCAAUGGUAUACAAUUUCUAUGCUUUCAGAUUAGUUGGUCUGUAGAUUUGGAUAAAGUGUUUAAUUUUUGUACAAAGAACAAGUUGGAUAGACAAGUGAUCACAAAUUAAUAUUUUUUUUUAAAAAGCAUUUUAAAAACAUUGAUCCAAAGUAUUGUCUGGAAUAAGGGCAGAUACAGUGAUUGGGAUUAAUGUUUGCAAUGUGAUCUCCAUGACCCUUUCACUGCUUGAACAAAGGAUACCCUCAAACCAAACAACUGUGUUUGCAGCCAGACUGUGAGUGUGUGUGGUGGAGCAGGAGCGAGCACGAGUAAGUUGGCGGAUGAAUGAGUCUGUGUGGAAUUGGCAGAAACAGGAAAUCACAGCAGAUGAUCUGAAAGAGCAAGGCUGAUGCAGGGUCAUACCUGAAAUGUUAACACAUUUUCCUCUUUCAAGUGCUGAGCGACCUGCUGUGCACUGCUCGCAUUUCUGCGUUUGCACAUUUCCAACAUUUGCAGUUUUUCUUUUUAUCUCGGCAUAAUUGUAGAGGUCGUGUAACCUGGCAUAAGUGACCUUGAGCCUAUAGGAUAUAAUCAUCUUUCCAGUGUUUUUGUGAUGUGGAUGUUUUAGUAAUGCAUACUCUUUUAAUGCAACAGCUUACAGAGCAAUUUAUCUGCAGUAACAUUUGUUGAACGACUUUCCAACGUGAAGGGCGCUAUACAAGUGUAAUUUGUUGUUGUUGAAUCUCUUUUAAGAAUCGAAUAAAAAGCAGUUCCUCGAACA